GGUGUCAACUCAACUGGAGAGGGGGAGAAAAAAAAAAACGACAGGGAGUUACCUCAGCGCUUUCCGAGACAUGAGAUCGGGUCAUUUACCAGCCUGUUCCCUGACCUAUUAAAGCAGGAAAUCACGAAUUUCACAUAAGCGGGGGGAAGCCUGGAGAAGUGGUCCAGGGGAAAACGGCGCACUGCUCCUUUCCCCGUUUUUUUUUUCCUUCCUGCUGCCGGCGGAUCAGUCGGAGUCUGAGGGGCGUGCGCGCGCGCGUGCCUGUGUGUUUACAAGUGUUUGAACGGGUGCCAGAAACGAGGGAAGAAGGAGGACGAAAACCCAAAAGGAAAGAGGGAUGGUGGACAACUCCAGCAGUAGCAAGGCGCAAAUGCCGAGCAUGUCUCAGGAGCCCAGCGUGGUCUUUCCGCAGAGCACCUCCACAGGGGGGAUGAAGCUGGAGGCCGUGAUGGAGCAGCUCCAGCGCCAGCAGCAGGCCCGUCUGGAAAUGGAGAGGAAGGAGCGGAAGCUGCGAGAGGCCCACAUCAUGUACGCUCAGCAGGUCGCUGCCCAGCAGGCCAUACUGGCCGCGGCCCGGGCCUCCGGGGCAAGCUUCAUGGGCAAAGGCAUGGCCGGAGGCGUUCCUCCCGGCGGCUUGCCUCCUCGGGUGUCCAAUCAGAGCAGCGUGGACUCAGAAAGAGAGGAGGAUGAGGACCGAGGCCGGGAUUCGGGCGACGAGGACGACGACAACGAGAUGAUGGAAGGAGACGAGGGCAGCGACGAGGACGAGGGGAACGCCAGCGGCCUUGAGUUCCUCCGCAAGCAGACCCUGGCUCUGCAACAGAACGCCUCCCGCAUCCAGGCGCGUCCGUUCGCGGGCUACUCCAUGUCGGCCCCCCAGAGGGCCGCCUCCCCACCUGUUAGAGUGAAGCAGGAGCCUGAUGAGGGCAUGUCCCCCGCAGGGCCGAACUCUUCUACCUCCCCUAAUGGACAGGCCGACUGGGGGUUCGAUGACCACUUCAGACAGAAUGGCAGUGCUGGAUGGACAGAUGAAGCUGACAGCAACAGAGGAAGAGGAGAAGCCUCCAGGGACUUUGCUAAGCUGUAUGAGCUCGACAGUGAUCCAAAAAGGAAGGAAUUUUUGGAUGAUCUCUUUACCUUCAUGCAGAAACGAGGAACCCCGGUCAAUCGCAUUCCCAUCAUGGCCAAGCAGGUCCUGGAUCUGUAUAUGCUUUACAAGCUGGUAACGGAGAAAGGAGGCCUUGUGGAGGUUAUCAACAAGAAAAUCUGGAGAGAAAUCACCAAGGGACUCAACCUGCCCACAUCCAUCACCAGUGCUGCUUUCACUCUGCGCACACAGUACAUGAAAUACCUGUACCCGUACGAGUGCGAGAGGAAAGGUCUCAGCUCCCCAGGUGAGCUGCAAGCCGCCAUCGACAGUAACCGGCGCGAGGGCCGUCGUCCUAGCUACAGCAGCAGCCUGUUCCGCUUCUCUCCUUCUCCAAGCACGGCUCCCCACAUCCUCUCUCCUCCCAAGAUGCAUCUGGCAGGUCUUGGCGCUGGGACCUCAGUGGCCCUCAAUGGCCUGCAGGCUUCUCCAGGACCCUCUCUGAAGAAAGAAGACCUGACUCCUGCAAUCAUGGCAGCGAGACCUCCUAUUGCGCUGUCUCUGGGUCAGCAGCAGGUGGCUGGUUUGGCGAGAGCCGCCACUCUGGAGCAGCUCAGAGAAAAGCUGGAGACCAGUGGAGGCGGAGAGGGGCCAGAGAGGAAGAUGGCCCGCCUGGCAGAGGAGCAGCAGCGCCUCAUGCAGCAGGCUUUCCAACAUAACUUGCUGGCCAUGGCAUCCCAAAUGCCCAUGAACCUGCGCUUGGGAGCCCCCACCAUUACCACCAGAGGUCAGCGUUGCCAAGAUGAGAAGCAGCAGGACAUGUCUCUGAGCAUCUCUACCAAUGGGAAUGCCAGCAUCACUGUAUCUGUGGAGGUUAAUGGCACAAUCUACUCAGGAACCCUAUUCGCCCAGAAGUCCGGUGGGGCGCCAGGGCCUGUUGUUGCUGCUAGUGCUGCCUCAUCAUCCCCUGCUGGAACCAGCACAAGCUUUGGCUUCUCUGCUCCCCAAGCUCAGACCCUCAGCCCCACACCCUCCUCCACCUGCUCCUCCAAGGGCUCUGGCUCUGCUGAGCUGGCCCCCAGCGGGUCCCCCUAAGUCGAGCUUUACUUGGUAUCCGCUCCCUAUGCCGCUAUUCCACAGCAAGGCCCCAGCAUGAAUUACCAUUACAAUGAGAAACCGAUAAGAAUAAGAAAAACUGUUGCACAACAAAUACCUCAACAACCCUGUCAACCUUUUGGCUGUCCAAUCAUGAGCAUAAGAGCCCCCGAAUAUCACACACACUCACAUGAAUUCACCGCGCUGCAUUAGAUUCACCGCGCACACAGAUAUGCACAGAAUCACAAAUUGACACACGAAAUUGACACACUCAUACACUUAUUAAUCCUAGUGUACAUGCUAGACACAAUCAGCUCAGCCAAAACCCACUGACAGGCGUAUCCACAACUGAACUUGAAAGGUUUUUUAUCUUAGGACAUUUUGUUUGUUUGUUGCCAUUUUGUUGUCUUUUUGAUUUUGUGUUUUUAGGAUGAUUUUGUUCAUUUUUUUUUUUCAGUUUUUCCUCUUUUUACGUACCUCAAAUCAAGUAACCUGCAGUGGUGUCUUUACCUCAGGAGCUGUAGAAUAUUUAACCUGAAUCAACUUUUUUUUAAUAUAUAUAUAUAUUCUUUUUGAACGUGUUGCAAUCAGGAGAAGUCGGGUAACUCUCACCAACACAACCUCAUGCACCGAGCACUCACCUCACAGCAAUAGGCCUCCAACCCAGGCCGUUUAGGUCUCAAUCACACGGUAGCUUCGUGGUAAACUCGGACUGGUGAAUGAUAAGAUGAUGCUGUGGAUCGGCAGAUUAAAUACCUCAUUUCACAACUACCCUCUGUUAAGGUCCGUUAGAAAGGUUGGACGCACCGACCCAUCGGGGAUCAUCUCAAUAAAUACAAAUAUCUUUUAAAAGGUUAUUUGUUUCAUUUAAUUCAAAAAGGGAAGCUCGCUGAGUUUUAUCACAGGGCGAUGUGUUUCAAGCGUUUAUAUCUGUGAAUUUAAUCAUUAUGGCUUAACCUAAAUAUAAGCUUCUCAGAAAAUGUGGGAAAAAAAAGGAUUUUUAAUGCAUAAAUAUUGGCCUACACUCAAUGCUUGGUUGAAGCUCCUCCAGCAUGAAUUACUGCAGCAAUGUGACCUGACUGGGAAAUGGUCAGCCUUUAGCCUAGCUGAGGCUUUAAGGAAGCCUAGAUUGAUUUUGAUAUCGGCUUUCUGCUCAUCUGCAUCUUUGACCCCAGUUUCUCUGAAUUCCUUACAUAGGAACACCCAAAAUGUUCUUUGUCAAGUUUAGGUCAAGCCAGUUUCCUGGCUAGUCAAGCAUGGUGACACCAUGGUCAUUAAAGCAGGCACUGGUACUUUUGGCAUGCUGCUAAAAAUUAAAUUACGUUGCCAUCUCUCUAAAGCUUCAGCAGAGGUAGAAAUUGCUUGGUUGAUGGCUCGCACAUCUCCUGAAGGCGUGUGUGUGAUGGAUCUUAAAGCAAGGACUCCAGCUACAGGUUACAUCUUGUGAAUCUCCCUUAAUCUCUCUUAAACAGGCAGUUUUCCUCAUACCUCACGUUCCAAUAAUAGACUUGGAUCUUUGGCAAGGCCUUUUGAAGGCUAACUGGAAGUAGCCUUUACCAUGAUUGUCUUGGCCUUAGCAUGAUUAGAACAUUUCUGCACUAAAAAUUAUUUUUGAAAUUGGUUUUAUGUAACUUCCUAAUUGUCUCAGAAGCCACAUUUUUGGAUUUAUAGCCAUAAUCGUCAAAAUGAACAGAAAAAGCGACUGAAAUAUAUCAAUUCUUGGUUUAAUAAAUCUAUAGGAUAUGAAUGAGUUUCACUUUUUGAAUUAAACUUCAAAUAAAUCAACUUUUUUUGUUGAUAUUUCUAUCUAUUGAGAUGCACCUUUAAUUCCGUUGCUCACAGGUGUUUGUUUAACGAUUUAACGCACAAAGUUUGGGGGGGGGGGGGGGAACAGCAGCUCUUGUCCAACAACAAGUCCAGGAGACCCUGAGCUCAUGUCUCUGCUCACAGACCUACCGCGGCGUUCAAAAACCCAGCUACACAGUCCCGUUUUGACCCUCCAUCCCAUAUUUUGGUUUGCAUCCUUCCACCUGAAUGUCCAAUCGGACGGCGUCUUCAUCAGUAAGUAGUUCCCAGCCCUCACACUGGCCUCUCUCUUCUGGAGGGCGUCUCUCUCAGGAAAGCAAAGUGACAACCGCAAGGAAUCACUGUUAAUUUAAAGAAGAUUCAUUUGUGAAGAAUGCACAAGACUACGUGACUGUCUGAAAAAAAAAAAAAAGAAAAUACCUCAUUAGACUCUCUGAAAUCGAGAGCGACACUACAUACCUCGGCUGUAAAGCCAAAUCCUGCCUGAACUGAAACUGACAUGGAUGUACUGACACACUGCGGGUGGGUUUUGGGGAGAGAAAAAAAAAAAAAAAAAAAAAAAGAGUUGGGAGGGGUUUGCUUUCUUUCUGCUGUAUUUACUCAUAGACCCUGUUUCAUGCAUUCUUUCUUGCUUUCUUUUCUGAGGGUGGGAUUUUGCGGGUGGGGGGGGGGGGUUGGUCUGAGGGAAGUGAUAUAUGCAUUUUUUUUUUUUUUUCAGGGAAGAGGAACAGAAAUGUUCGUUCCUCGCUGUUGUGUAGAUUUGCAGGAUUGUGUUAAUCUGAGAUUUGAUUGCGAUGGGAGAAAAUGCGUUUUAAUUCUUUCUUGACAGUUUUCAAAUGAAAUGCAUGUGUACAAUCAUGUGACCAGUGUUAGAACACAUUCAUUUUCUGGUUAUUGCACAGCUAGAUACCAAAGACUAGUCCGGCUGGUCGUUCUUGUACAAUCCUGGUUGCACGUGCUGAGAUGCAUUUAGAAAACACAUCUGAGUGUCUGUUGGACUGCAAAACGACGUCCCACCUAAACCCUUUCAACCUAAUCAUGGACAUUUUUGUGAAAACUAUGUCAGGUGUGGUGUAAGUCUUUGCUUUUUUCCCCCCCACAUUUUUAUUACAUGCCUUCACUUCCUGCAAUCAAUUAAAACUAGAUUAAAUCAAAUCUGAACAUGUAACAAUUAUCAUAUGUGGCCUGUGUAGGAGAGAUUAAAGUGUUAUACAGAACAAAGGCCAGAUCGCAUGGCGCUGUCUACAGGCUCAGUGGGCCACAGUUUCAGUCCCUUCCAGCCAAACACACUUCCUGAUGGUCCAGACAUCGGUGGAUUAUAUCACGCCAUGUUAUAAGAUCCAUGCUCUCCUUUGAAUUUUUCUAAAAUAAUGUAACUUUAAUAAGGUUUAAAAUGGAUUUUCCAGCUUCACCUGCGUUGAAUUCCAGGCCUUGAUGCUUGACUGUGUUUUUAGCCACUAAAUGUGAGGUCCAGCAGCUUAUGGCUAUGCAGUUAAUUUUAGUUUGGUUCACACAUAACUAGCUCAUUAAGAAGGGAAUCAGAAUGCUGCCUUAACGUAGUUGCUGGUGAGAUCUGGUCACUGCAGGUUUCAGGUCGGUAACUUUUGGUAGGUUUAUUACCUGCUGUUUGGAUAACUGUGUCACACCGCUCGUACUUUUAACAGCUAAGUUUUUGAUAUUUAUUUGUAUUUUUGUUGAUUCUGGUCAAUCUUGUUUAGCUUAAUCAUCUAAGCUGUGUAACUAAAACAUUUUUAUUAUUAAGUCCAAUUUGUCAGUUUCAUUUGCUUAGUUUUUUUUUUGGUUUGUUAAAGGUUGUUUGAUAGAGUAGCCUCACUGCCUUUGUAUGUUUCUGUGUUUGAGCGUGGGAGUGUGUGUGUGUGUGUGUAAGCCGGUUUAGUAUAUUAUUGAGCAUAUUUGUAGUAACAGUAUAGAUACUGCAGAUGACGCCAAUUUUGUAUCUGCUGAUUCAUAACAAGAUGAUGGGCUUGCUGAAAGAUGAAUACAUUCAAAAAAGAAAUUUUCCCAGGUUGACACGGUUCCAGUUUUUCUUUUUUUUUUUUCUUUUUUUUUUACAUUGUUAUUAUCUUUUUUUUUUAUACUGGCAGCACAACCACAGUCGUCCCUGAGCUGCUUGAGGUCUCUGAUCAGAGUGGAAAGUGUUGAGGGUUGGUCAGUCAUUUUCCCCUCUCCAGUGGGUUGAAUUGAAACUUCCUGGCCCCUGAAUAGCUGGAGAAGUGUCGUGUGUGUGUGAGUGUGUGUGUGUGUGUGUGUGUGUGUGUGUGUGUGAGAUGUGCUUGUGUCAUUCAACAGUACAUCGGGGCAAAGCUGCAUCCAUGGACGAGUACUGACGGAAGCUGCGGCCAUUUUGCUCUCUUUUUUUUGGAUUUUGAGUUGUGCUUUUUUUUUUUUAAGGCUUUCUGUCACUAACUGCAGGCGACGUCUCGUCACUCAGGAAGCUGUGAAGUUGGAAGUCUGAGGAACCUUUGGUCUCUUGAUUUUGGAGUAGAAUACACUUUUUGAAUGUUUAAUGACUAACCUGAUCUGUGUUAAACAGGUGCAUAUGCAAGUGGUUAUCAAAUACCUCAUUUAUCAAUUUCAUGUCGUUGUUUUUGGCUUGUACAAUGCUCCGUAUAUUAAUUCAACUGUGGGGUUUGUGCAUAUUUUUGUACUGUUAUAAUUAUUAUGGACAUGACAAUAAUAUUACUGAUAUUAUUAUAGUUUUCUCUUUGAUUAAUGCAAACAAAAAAAUGGAACAAAACACAAGAAUGCUUGUAAAAAAAACUGGUUUGUGCUGAUUGUAUUUAAGAGGAGCACUUUUCCAAAGUGGUUUUCAGACAUUCAGUUUUGUUCAUAUUAGUUAAUAUAAAGAUAUGGUUCUCAGGGCUUUAAACUUGUAUGUCAUGAUAAAGUUUUACUUUAUAUCUUG
Molecule: messenger RNA, 6914 nt
Organism: Fundulus heteroclitus (mummichog)
Lineage: Eukaryota; Metazoa; Chordata; Actinopteri; Cyprinodontiformes; Fundulidae
Product: AT-rich interactive domain-containing protein 3B
Exons: 9
Coding region: 338-2182 (614 amino acids)
Biological process (GO): regulation of transcription by RNA polymerase II
Cellular component (GO): nucleus
Molecular function (GO): DNA binding
Source: RefSeq, a predicted model, not a curated record